ACUUCAGGUGUGUAUCUUUCAAACUACACUGAUCUACUUAUGAAUGAGCCUGUGUAUGAAAACUUGACAGCACUAGGGUUGUCAGGAGUUGCAUUUGAUGGAGUGUGGGCUAUAGCUGUGGCACUAGAUAUAGCAUCAAAGAAGAUACUAUUGCGUAAUGAAACUGGAUGUGAGAAUGUACCAGGAGAUUUAGUACCAUUGGAACAAUUUAACUAUACUAACAUGAAACUAGGCUGUAUUCUUAGACAAAGCUUUAGUGAAGUUAAUUUCCUUGGAGUAACUGGUCAGAUACGAUUCAAUAGAUUUGGUAGUAGAAAUGACAAUGUGAUAUUAUAUCAACAAUACAGAGUAAUAAAUGGAAUACUGACUAAAGUAUCAAUUGGUGCUGUAACAGUUGAACUUCACAGAAACACUUUUGUUUUUGAAACAGGAGAAUCAGACAGCACCCUUUGGAAUAGUGGGGAGCCACCAUAUGAUGGAUUUCCAGUAGCUAAUAUUGAUAAAAAUAAUGUUGUAUUAGUUGUUAUUUAUGAUGUGGCAGCUACUGGUGGCCUUGUUUUUGCAUGUGUUUGUUUCACUUUCAAUUUUGUGUUUAGAAGAAGAAAGAUUGUUAAACUAACAAGUUGUAACCUAAAUAAUAUAAUCAUACUGGGAUCUGCAUUGCUAUAUACAA
This is a messenger RNA of Amphimedon queenslandica, 673 nucleotides long. Its product is annotated as gamma-aminobutyric acid type B receptor subunit 2-like. The record is from RefSeq and is a predicted model, not a curated record. Gene Ontology annotation, molecular function: G protein-coupled GABA receptor activity. Gene Ontology annotation, biological process: gamma-aminobutyric acid signaling pathway; G protein-coupled receptor signaling pathway. The annotation marks the transcript as partial. Lineage: Eukaryota; Metazoa; Porifera; Demospongiae; Haplosclerida; Niphatidae. The transcript has 5 exons. Gene Ontology annotation, cellular component: membrane; G protein-coupled receptor heterodimeric complex.